AUGUCAGAGUAUUACGAUGAAAUCCGUUGGCGAGAUGAGCAUUCAUGGGCGAAGAUGGUUUUUCCACCAGCUUUUCCACUGUAUAAUGAAUGCCUCGCAUGCGUGCAGUUGUGCUCAAGAGUGCCUCUCCAAGAUGAAAGUGGACACCCUGUCGCGAAUCUGUCUCGCAAGGCCCGGAUUGGGAUUAGCAUGAUGAAAGGUGUGGACGGGUCCUUCAACCAACUCAAGGAUCGGCUGACAGUCCUGCACUUGUGCAUUGGAGACAUGGGACGCCCAGCGCUGGGGGUUUCUUAUCUGGUGUGGCACCUGUGUGGAUUCUUAGGCGGCUAUCUCUCCAGCGAUCUGCUUCAGGGAUACCAGGUGCAGCGGGAGCUCAAGGAGACCACCGAGACUCUGGCCCGUGCUGCAUCGCAAGCGGCGGCUUCUCGCUGUAUUGACGCGCUGGAGCAGGUGUGUUGCAUAGAAGAUCAUAAACCACGCUCUGGGCAAAAGCGUCCUGCUGGGCCCAAGUCUUCGGCCUCAUCGGACUACGCUUGGGUGUGGGUUUUGGUCGCUACUUUGUGCAACUGGCUUAUCGGAGGGCUGGUUUCGCUGUGCUACUUCUGUUGUCGGCGAGUCCCAGCCGUGGUCGAGAUUGAAGAAGAAGAGGAGUCGCCUGGCUCCCCGGUGGAGCAACGAGCCUUGGCCCAGCAGCAAUUGGCUGCCUUGUUAGUACUGCAACAUGCCGUCGACGAGGACUACGCGGUGGUAACUCCGGACCGGGACAUCUUUGUAGAGACUCUCUCUCUGGCGAAUGAUGAUCUCAGGGGAUUGCGCCUUUUGCCCAUCGGAGGCGCUAUGCCGGUGGGGCUCCGUGGGGGAUCGGUGUAUCGAUUACCGGCCCUCACAGCGCUUGACAUUGCUGGCUUCAAGGCACAGGCGGCCCCUGUGGUCGCGGCAGAGCUCGCCUUGAGGAUCGGCGGGGCGGCUGCGCCAGUCGCUCCCGUCGCUGCGGCCGCUGGCGCUGAUGGCGGCGCCGGGGGUGUGGCUGCACCGGUUGGAGCCGCUGAUCCAGAAGACUUUUGCUGGGUGGCCGCGGAGGCGUCCGGGGGCUAUAAGUUCGGGGACAUUGUUCAAGGAGUCAAUGUGGCGGCUGCCGAUGGUGCUAAGGCUGUACACAUGACAGCUCCGGGGGCAAGUUUGUUCGUCGCAUGCAUUCGUGUUCGUGAUCGGGAUGCUUUCCUUCGGCGCCCGGGUGGAUGGGAUCUUCGUACAGUCGAGCGAGUUGCAGAAGAGCUUGGUCGUUCUGAGGCCCCUUUGAAGGACGUUGUUAGCCAGUGUUUGGAGUCUCCGGUGCAGUGGGGUUUGUCAGGGCCGCGGACUGCCAGGUGGUGCCUCCAAUACCUCAUUGUCGAGGGGCUGGGACUUGAGGGGCAUCAUGAGAGGGUCAGACAGCUCUGCAAGGUUGACUCUUCGGCUUGGGGGAUUCAGGAACAUUGGCAGCUCAGCAACGUGAUCAAGCAUGCGCUCCAAACCGACCAGCUCAAUGGAUGCAAUUUGCUUUCGCUUGAGGUCAUGUUCCGCCGGCUUCAGACGAUUGAAUAUGCUUAUAGUGAGAAGGCCAAGGACAGUGAGAGCCGCGCGGUUGGAGGGCGUCUCUCCCUGGAGGAGCAGCAGACCUUCGGGGGCACCACCCGACUUGCCUCUACACUCAUGGUGUGUCCGGAGCUUCUUGAGCACGUGAAGGCCGAGGUGGAACGGGAUGCUUCUUUGGCAAAGAACCUCCGUAAAGCUCGCGAAGAGCGUGAACUUGCCCGCCGAAACGCCAAGAAGGGCGGCAAGGCGGGCGAUGACGGUCAUUUGGUGAAGGAGGCGAACUUGACUAUCGCUGCUCUUAAUUCAAUGUACCAGGCCCCUGCCGAGAAGGACAGCUACUUGCGGGGGUACACUUUUGAUGGGGCCUCUGAAGCUCAGCGGGAGGUCCAGGCUUUUGUCUAUGACGCCGUUGUUAACAUGGGCCAACCACCGGCCCUUUCUCACACAGGGGCGCUUCGGCUGCUCCGUGCGGCGGGCGGGUACACAGACGACCAGGCUGUGGGCACCGUCGCCGGCUAUGAUCCCGAGAAGGUCUCACUUCCAGAAGCAGGGUGGCAACCUAUUCCUCUUUCUGAUUUGUGGGGCCCAACCGGGCGGGAACGAGUUCAUGACUUCGUUCGGCAUCAGCUUCUGCCUCCGGAUGAGGCGCAGGAGCAGGUUGCAAAGCUUGGGCUGAAAAAGCUCUACAUGGAUCCUCGGCUGAAGGAUCGCAGGGUUUACACACGUUUUCUUCAGCGCAUGCAGGCGUCGCACCUCGUGGAUUUCUCUCUGAAAAAGCCCUGCGAGGAGGUCGCCGUCUUCUUCGUGACGAAGAAGGGAGACAGACUUCGACUCAUAAUAGACGCUCGGAGAUCUAACGCUCACUUCCGUCCCCCUCAGUCUGUCAGCCUGAGCACUGCCGAGAGUUUAGGGUCGCUUGAGCUCGAGGGUGGCAAGGACUUAGUGGUUUGUCAGGCGGAUUUGAAGGAUGCUUUUUACCACCUCGAGCUCCCCUUCCAGCUUCGCGAUUACUUUGGACUUCCGGGCGCCCGUGCAAAGGACCUCGGCAUCACCACCGUCGGCGGGGUCAGGAUCGAUCAGGACACCAUCGUUUACCCUCGCCUUUCAGUGGUGCCGAUGGGUUGGAGCCAUGCCCUUUACUUGUGCCAAAGCAUUCACGAGUCCCUCGUUGAGCAGGCCGGCCUCGGUGACAGCAAUCGGCUGCGUGAUCGGCGUCGGGCACCCAACAGCCACUGCGCUCACACUCAGUACGUUGACAACCUUAUCGUCAUGGGUACCGCGGCGGCUGAGGUGAAAAGUCGGUUUUCUGCAGCGGUUCAGUCCUUGAAGAGUGCCGGGCUCCAAGUACAUGAGGAGGAGACCUCAACAGGGGAUAGCACCGUGCUGGGCUGGGAGUACACCGCGGGUGGCCUUUUCAGGCCCACUCGAAAACGGGCGUGGAAAGCCCGGUGUGCCAUCAGAGAGCUUCUUCGACGAGGCAGGGCUCGUGGGGAAGUGGUUGAACGACUGCUCGGCCACCUCACGUUCCUCAGUCUCUGCCGUCGGGAGGCUUUGUCGGUGUUUGGUGAGAUUUACAAGUUUGUCAAGGUGCAUCGUCGAUGCCCAGAGGAGGUUGUGAUCCCUAAGAGCGUCUUGCAGGAGCUUCGCAACUGGGAUGGGAUCCUGCCCUUGCUCUUCAAGGACCUCCGUUGCGAGUGGGCGGAAGGCCUGUCAGCUGUUGAUGCGUCCGAGUUCGGGCUCGGCAUGACACGGGCCGAGUGCUCGGCGCAGGAUGUGAAGAGACUGGGUGGGGUCGCUGAACGGUGGCGCUUCAAGGAGGCACUGCCCAACCCUCGGGCGGCGGCUUUCAGCACAGUGACUAGCCAAUGCGAGGUGAUGCCGCCCUUCGCCUUUGACGAGGACGAGGAAGAGGAUCGCUUUCACCAUCGGCGUGAUGAUUCCCAGUUUUCUCCUGUGCCCUUUGAGGAUAUCGAUCGGGCUUGGACGACGACUGGGAUGCAUCGAUGGAGACGGCCUCUCACUCUUCCUGUCGCUGAGGCCCGGGCUGCUUUGUACGCCGUGAAGCAUUGUCUUCGAGCCGGUGGUAGUUUCGGUAAGAAGCAUGUUAUCCUUAGCGACUCUAUGACGGCUACUUUGGCAAUCUCUCGAGGGCGCUCCAAACAUUACCACUUGAGACGCGUAUGUCAGCAGGUUGCUUCACUUGCCCUUUGCACCGGCUCUCAGUUCUUCCUGAGGUGGAUCCCCUCUGAGAUGAACCCCAGUGACAACCCAUCACGUGGGGAGUGGAAGCCGUCAGUUCCUAGCCGAGAGCCCAAGGACAAGCUCCUCGGCCAUGCUCCUGCGGGGGCUCCUGGGCAACAGUGCUCUCACCAUGGCCGAUGGCAGCGUGGCCAAGAAAAGGAAACGGGCCGCUACGACAUCGAGGGGGAGAUCGACCACAUCCUCGGCCACGGCGGGCCCAGCGCAGGCCUCCCUCCAGCUGGAGACGGAGACGAUCCCCAGAAAACUGAAGAAGGAAAGGCGUACAAGAGACAUUGGGAGGAGAUGGAGCCAAUGAUGCUGGAUGGACGCGGGCGUCUGCGGCCCCUUGCAAGAAUCGAUCAGGCCUUGGCCGAACACCUGGAGGAUCUUUACCGGGACGGGGAGGAUUUGGCCACGGCGCGGUAUGCCGUGGCAGCGGCGCUCUUCUUCAGACCGGAGCUCCGGUCGCCGGCAAUGACUCACCUUCCGAAGGUGAAACAGAGCCUGGCUGGGUGGAGCAAGUUGUGCCCUCCCAGGAGUCGCUUGCCCAUACCGUACGCAGUGGUGGCCUUGCUAGCGCUGCAUGCAUUGAGCUUGGGCCUUCUGGAAAUCGCAAUCUACCUGCUCCUGACUUUUUCUCUGUACAUGCGGCCGAGCGAGGGGCUCCGCCUCCGAAAGAAGGACGUAGUGAGGCCCAGCUCACGACAGGCUGGGUUUCAACACUGGUCGGUGGUGCUCCAUCCCUUGGAAGUCGGCGUGUGCUCAAAGACGCAGGAGUUCGACGAGUGCCUGCAGUUGGAUCUGCCCUACCACCAGCCGUUGGGACCGGCCACUUACAAAUUACUGCGGCUACAUCAGAAGCGAGGGGAGGAGCACAUCUUCACCAUCACGCUGGAGAAUGUCACCCAGUUCCUCGAGCGGGCUCAGAUCGAACUCGAACUCAAGGGUCUGGGGGAGCUGCAACCAUAUCGUUUGAGGCACGGUGGUGCCAGUCACGACUUCGUCAGCAAGCUGAGGGACCUGGCUUCCAUUCAGAUGCGGGGAAGGUGGAGAUCUCAGAGCUCAGUGCGACGAUACCAAAAAGGAGGCCGGCUGACUCAGCUGAUGCAGACGUUGCCGCCGCAUGUCAAGAGGGACGGUUGCGAGGCGGCCACCUUUGUGUUCCACGGCGUUCUUUCAGUCGGGCUCGUGAUCACCCGCCAGGACCAAGGCUAUGGCUAUGCCCUCCUGUGCAGCAUCUUUUACGAAAGCGCGGCUCAAAACGCGGCUGCUGUCGACAUUCUGGAUGUCGACAUGCCUCCCUAUGCCAUCGACGACGCAGAGCUUUACACGUUGCACUCUGGCCAGAAAAAGCGAGAUUUGCUGAGCGAAGUUUCAUUGGAGUUCUUGAACGCCUCCCUAUGCCAUCGACGACGCAGAGCUUUACACGUUGCACUCUGGCCAGAAAAAGCGAGAUUUGCUGAGCGAAGUUUCACUAUCUUGGUGGGAUAUCACUUGGACUUGGCUAGCAUGGCAGAUAUCCACCACUUCCAUGAUGCGCAUGCAGGCAACAUUCUUAUAUCUCUUUCCAGCAAGUUGCCUGCGGUCCGCUGGCAUGACUUUGCAGGCAAUUUUGGAUCUGCGGCUCGGAGAGUUGUUGCACAGACCUUCACCGAUGGCUUUGCGAGACAGAUUGAGGACUUUUCAGGCACGGUGAUCAGCCAAAUCCGUGGAAUGCACCAAGGUUUUGCGUCGAGGCUAAACGAGACGCGCAAGACAUGUAGCAUGGUCGGAAGAGACAUGAUAUGGGUGCGUCAGUGCCUGCGACAGCGCGCCUUCGACUUGGCAUCCACAAUGCUGAGUCUGAGCGCUUUGCAAACACUGGAGAAGCAGCGGCUCUUGGAGAGCAUUGCACCUGCACUAUCCGACUCGGACGCGAGGGUGUUGUGGCGACAUUGGUCGGAAGGCACGAGGGAGUACGGGAGCUGA
Symbiodinium sp. CCMP2592 is the source of this 5784-nucleotide messenger RNA. The record is from the annotation of a GenBank genome assembly. Lineage: Eukaryota; Dinophyceae; Suessiales; Symbiodiniaceae.